AUGACUGCACAGCCUUUCUUUACCUCAACAAUGCGUCAUACUCUCCAAGCAGUGCUCUCCAGACGAACUUCAAUAUUUCCUCAAUCAUAUUGCCUCUCUCAUUUUCAUUGUUUCUGUCGUCGCUUGAAUAAGCGCUUCUCUUCAGUUCCACAGCAGUCAUCCUCACAAAAGCGCACCGCAGAAUUGAUUAAAGAAGUGAUUAGAGCAGAAUCCGCUUCAUCAUGUCCUGUCAAUUAUACUGGCUCGGUAGCCUAUCGCACAUGCUAUGAUGCAUGCGACUCUACUCGCUAG
Messenger RNA from Botrytis fragariae, 291 nucleotides. RefSeq lists its product as uncharacterized. The record is from RefSeq and is a predicted model, not a curated record. Lineage: Eukaryota; Fungi; Ascomycota; Leotiomycetes; Helotiales; Sclerotiniaceae. The transcript has 2 exons. The coding region runs from base 1 to 291 and encodes 96 amino acids.